Molecule: messenger RNA, 5317 nt
Organism: Capsicum annuum
Lineage: Eukaryota; Viridiplantae; Streptophyta; Magnoliopsida; Solanales; Solanaceae
Exons: 4
Coding region: 369-788 (139 amino acids)
Biological process (GO): DNA integration
Molecular function (GO): nucleic acid binding
Source: RefSeq, a predicted model, not a curated record
UUUUGCUAUACACUUAAAAGACCUGUUAGCCAAAUUUCCUCCUAAAGCUCCACUCCUAGAUUAGGAAAGUUGUUGCAGCUCUAGACCCUUCUUCUCCAUUCAUCUCUACACCUUUUUCAUGAUGAAUCUACUCCUCAAAUCGACCUCCAUAGUCUUCUACGUCCAUGUCGCUGAUUUACCUGAAAAAAACUAAGUAAUUUUGUUCUGUAGACAAGAAAAUUUUCGAUUCUGAAAGUGCUGAUCUUGAAUUCAUUUUGCUACUGACUGAACUGGACUAUCACUAAAGCUAAAAUCUUUUAGAUCGUCUAAUUAGUGCACAGGUCCGUUCGAUUGCUUUUUUGUUUUUGCGUUGCCAAGGUUCCAUACAAAUGAAUCGACCCACGGCUGCAUCUUUUGGUUUUCGUUUGGCAUCGAUGCUCUCACAGGCUAACACCGCAGGUGAUCAACGGGUGUAUUUAUCUGACAAGGAAUAUAAUGAGGAUCUUCAAUAUCAACAUUUUCAGACUAAAGACCUUGGCAGAUUGAAAUACUUUCUAGGGAUUAAGGUUGCUCAGUCCAGCUCAGGUAUUGUUAUUUCUCAAUGCAAGUAUGCUUUAGACAUUCUUGAGGAAACAGGAAUGAUGGGAUGUCGACCUAUUGACACUCCUAUUGAUCCAAAUGCUAAACUUCUGCCAGGACAAGGGGAGCCACUCAGUGAUCCUAGAAGGUAUAGGCGGUUGGUUGGAAAGUUGAAUUAUCUCACAAUGACUAGACCUGACAUCUCUUUUCCUGUGAGUGUUGUGAGUUAGUUUAUGACUUCCCCCUGUGAUAGUCAUUGGGAUGCAGUUGUUCGGAUUUUGCGAUAUAUAAUGUCAUCUCCAGGUAAAGGACGACUCUUCGAGGAUCGAGGUCAUGAGCAUAUCAUUGGAUAUACAGAUGCAGAUUGGGCAGGAUCAACCUCUGAUAGACGUUCUACAUCUGGAUAUUGUGUUUUAGUAGGAGGUAAUUUGGUAUCUUGGAAGAGUAAGAAACAGAGUGUGGUUGCUCAAUCUAGUGCCGAAGCAGAGUAUCGAGCAAUGACUGCAGCAACUUGCGAGCUGGUUUGGAUCAAGCAAUUGCUGAGAGAAUUAAAAUUUGGAGAAACUGGUAAGAUGGAACUUGUAUGUGAUAAUCAGGCAGCCCUUCAUAUUGUAUCUAAUCCAGUGUUCCAUGAGAGGACCAAACACAUAAAGAUUGAUUGUCACUUUGUCAGAGAAAAGAUACUCUCGGGAGAUAUUGUUACAAAAUUUGUGAAGUCAAGUGAUCAACUUGCAGAUAUCUUCACCAAGUCCCUCACCAGUCCUCGUAUUAAUUACAUUUGUGACAAGCUUGGUACAUAUGACUUGUAUGUACUAGCUUGAGGGGGAGUGUUAGAAUAAGAAUAGGAAUAACAUAUUGAAUUCUACUUGGAAAGGGAUUGUAAUGUAGUGUCCUAUUAGGAAUAGGAUUGGAAUGUAGUGUCUAUAAAUAGGGUCUCAAUGUAAUAAUUUAGAGACAACAAUUCAAUAAUAUUUUUUAUCCUAUAUUUCUCACCCCUAUGUUGGGUUUCAAGAAAGGACUUUGAUGAACACCUACUGGCCUUGAAUAAUUAUGCCAAACUGAUUUAGCCACCUCUCCAUUUAGGAGAUGUUCAAUAGUCUCCUUUUAAGGAAUCAAACAACACCUACAAUCUGUUGAUAGAUUAGAAUUCCAAGAGUUAAUUAAGUGAGCAGCAACAACCUUACCUAGCCAUACCUUUCAGGCAAGGAAAGAAAUCUUAAAAGGUAAACCAGAAUGCCAAAGAUUGUUGAAGUCUUCAUUUAACUCUUUCUUAUUUCUGAGUAAGUUCCACACACUUUUCAUACUAAAGCAGCCGGACAAGGUCCGCCAUGGUCUAUCUCCUCCUUCUAAUAGUUGGGAUUUACUCAAAGUGUUACUGAUGUGAUCUACCAGAGACUCUGAAAAUCCUUUCUUGCGUAUUAUGAAAAUCUCAUCCUUCUUCAGUAAAGAAAUCCAUAAAAUCUCUCAUCUUAUGACAUGAAUGAACCUCAGAAGGUAGCUUGUAUAAAGGACCAAGAUUAGUCUAGUUAUCAAACCUUUACCAAAUGCUAGAUGAACCACCUUUAGGUUCCCACCUCAAAUAAUGCUCACUUUUCUUCCUAUUCUCUAGCAUGUAUUUUCAGAACUGAUAGCCUCUUUUCCAUUCCACUAGAGCAUGAAUCUGUUUCUUGCAGUGUUUGGUCCUUAAAAAUUGGACCACAAAGAGUUAUGCAUCCUAAAUCUCCACCACAAUUUUCCAUACAAAACCUUAGAUAUAACAACUAAUGAUCUAAAGCCCAAUCGCCUUUUAAUUUAUGAAGGCAUACCUUGGUCCAAGCUGAUCAAUGUUUGCUUCUUCCUGAUUCCUUAUUACUCCAGAAAAACUUAGCAAAUAUCCUCUGAAAAUCUUUUAAAACACAAAUAGGAGGGAUAAUUCCUGAUAAAAUAUAUACUAGAAUACUCUAAAGUACCCUAGUAAUAAGCACUUCCUUACCCAUAAGAUAACAUUUUACCCUUCCAUGCUUGAAGUUUCCUUUCACUUUGUCCAACAACUCAGCAUAAUCUCCUGUUCUUUUCUUUUUGUGAGUAAUAGGACACCCCAGAUAUUUCAUAAGAAACUUUGCUCUAUCCAUACCUAUAAUCUAAGCAAUUUGAGUAUCAGUUUUUCCUAUUAUAUUUUGAUGAAUGUAAUACAAAUUCUUGUCUUUAUUCACUUUCUACCCUGACUGCUUCUCAUAUUUCUGUAAAGUAGACAUAAUUUUUUCUAAAGAAUAGGCAUUAGUAGAAGAAAAGAUAAUAGUGUCAUCAACAUAAGUUAAGUGAUUUAGAUUAGAACUCCACUUAGGCAUUCCAAACCCCACAAAUUGCUGAUACUUAAAUAAUGAGUUCAGAGCUCUAAAUAACACUUUCGAGUAUAGAAUGAAUAAAACAGGGGAUAAUGGGUCCCCUUUGCUUCACUUCUCUAGUAGAGUGAAAAAACCCAUGAGAUUGCCCAUUUAUAAGCAUUGUGUAAUAUUUAUUAGAUAUCAGCCUCCAGACCAGAUCAACAAAGUUAUUAGCAAAGCCCAUUUUCCUCAUCACCUUUAUAGAAACAACCAAGAAACUCUAUCAUAAGCUUUUGCCAUAUCUAGGUUAAUGACAACAUUAGAAGGUUUUCAUUUCUUGCUAAUGUGAGUAAUCAAUUCCCGGGUCAGCAAAAUAUUCUCUAUAGUUCUCCUUUCUUUUACAAAACCAGAUUGAUUAGGGGAAAUAAGCUUAGGAAAAUCCCCUUCCAAUCUAUAAUGAAUAAUUCUAGAUAGGAUCUUAUUAACAAAGUUACUCAAACUAAUUGGUCCCAUAUCUGUGAAAGUUUUCAUAUCAAGUUUCUUAGGUAUAAGGACAAAAUUAGUGUGAGUAAUAGAUUUGGGAAGUGAAUUACAAGAGAAAAAAUCAGGAAUCGAUCUUAUAAUGUUUGGACUCACUCUAUCCCAACAUGUUUGAUAGAAUUUGUCUGAUAAACUAUCAGGCCCACAAGCACUAUCCCCACUCAAAUUAAACACAACUUCCUUCACCUAUUCACUAUCAGGAAUAGAGCUUAAAGCAUCAUAUAAUCAUCAUGAAUCAAUUCUGGAAUGUGAUUUAACAAAAAUAAAUCUGUCUGAUCUCUAUCUUGCCAAAACUAUUGCUGAUAAAAAUCUAUAGCCUCAUCUACUAUAUCUUUUGAAUCUUCCAGCCAUACACCCUAAUUAUUUUGAAUCUUUUACAAUUUCAAUCUCCGUCUUCUCCUUUUUACCGGAUUAUGAAAAAAAUCUAGUAUUUCUAGUGCCAUCCACAAACCAAUCACACCCUUCUUUUUAUGCCAAAAACUCUCUUCUAGUUUCAAGUAUUGGUAUAUUUAGCUUUGGCUCUUUGCAUCACUGCUCUAUUUUCUGUUGAGGGUAUCUCUUUAAAUUAUUGCUUUUUAACUAUAGCAAUUUUCUCUUUGAUCACCCACUUUUUUCUUAAGAAGGGACACAUGAAACACUGGAUGCACCUUGGAUUCAGAUGGUAGGUAGUGCUAACCUUUAGGAAACAACACCAAUUCUAGCAGUGAUUGCUUAAGGUCCAUAAUACUUGGAACUAAGUUUGAGAUUUUUUCUCAGAGCUAAAGAGGUCUGUCCAUAUGGUUAGAGCUUCAAGUAAUAUCACAACUGCAAAUGCUCUAUCUGUCCUCUUGUUAUCAGCAUAAUACUUCAUUCUUGCUUUUGCCUUGGUCAAGUCGUCCUUAAGUAAUUGUAAAAAUUAUUGUUCUGCAUUACUACAUCUUCGGCAUCUUGAACUAUGUUCUCUAAGAGUGGACUAAGAGAUAGUUGUUGAUGAGUGUUGAUAACGCUCAACUUACACGUUAAUUUAAGUGCAAGGAGGUCUUUGUCAAUAUAUUUACCCAACUUAGGAGUCGGGGUCGAAUCCACGAGGAACAAUGUGAGUGACGAUUAAAUUAGUUUGAAAUGAUAGAUACUAGCUAAAUUCAAACAAAUAGUACAAAAAGAUAAAAAUGGGGCGGGGGAUUUGAAAGGUAUCACAUGUAAUAUUUCUCUUUGGGAUUUUCUAGUAUUAAUUCGGGGCUACGAAUAAUUAGAGUCUAGGUGAUUAAGCAUGGAUCUUGGGAUUAUGCUUUCCUAGGGGCAACAUAUGCAUGAGUGUGAUAAUUUGAUUCAAAUUCUAAGUGUUGGUGGUGUGGUAGGCUAGGUUAGAAAUCCUUUAGGCUAGUUUGUCUACAAAACCCAAGCGUGUCACUCGUUGACCCUUUCGAGUGCUUAAUGAAUGCUUCGUUCAAAAUCACCUAAUACCUCAGUUAAUCACCCCUAUUUCUAGGAUGGUGCGUAAAGUAUAGUCAACUUCACAAUCACCCUUAUGUCUAAGAUGGUGAAAAUUAGUCAACCAUGCUCAUAAAUUAUUUAUUAUUACCUUGGUUCCCACAUCCCUCUUUUAAGGAUGAUGUGGUUUCCAAAAGUUCACCCAAACCUCUAUUUCAAGGACGGUUUGAGCUUUCAAGAGCUUGGGAUCUUCAUCCAUCAAACCCCUUUUGGGUAUUUGAGGCUUUCACCCACAAAUCCUAGCCAAUUUGCUCAAGCAAUAAUAGAAUCCAACAUCACAAACUUGCAAAUGCACAAACAAAUUACAUCUCACAUGUAUUUACACCCUAUUCUAGCAUAAUCCCAAGAGGAAAGACUAGCUACUUAUAAGAUAAAUAAGUAAAGAUUUUACCCACCAUCUCCAUUGAUUUGAUUUGAGAAAAUCUAAGUGAAUGUUACUUCAAACU